GUCGAAUUCGAUCGCAGUCGAGUCGCGUGACCCAGCGCGAGACGGGGCCGAGUACCUGUCGCUCGACUCGGCGCCGUCCUCCGAGACCGCGUAUCCCUCCUUGGGGCCGCGGAAGGACUCGGAGCUGAUGGGGUGGGCGAGGGGGCGCUUGAUUUCGAUGUUCGGGUCGUUCAGACGAUCCAUGUACUCGUCCUCCUCCGGCGCAUCCGACACAGUCCGGCGACGGAUAUAUUGCGGGAGCUCGUCGUUGGAGCGCAUGUAGGGCUUGAGAUCGUCUUCCAUUGGAUGUGGAUGGGUGGAGGUGGUGAUGAAGGUGUCGCGGAGCAGGACGGAACGGAAAGCGGAAGAGGGAAGAAAGGGACGAGGGGAAGGUCCGUGAGCACCCCUCUCAAGAUAGCGCCGCUCUUAUAAUCGACCAUCUAUUGUUCAGUUUAAUCCACGACAGGAUGUAGAAAGCUAGCGUUCCGAUCGUUCCCGAAAAGGAAAUUCGCGUGUAACAAGACAAUUAGACAAUUGAGACACAAGAAAAAUCGCCUCUGAGAAGCCUGUGGCUUCCCUGAUGCAGCUCUAGAUAAGCGCAGGCUUUAUAGACAAGAUUCCAAUGUCUGUCCCAUGGCCUCGAGACGAGAGAGCGCUGCAGAGGAAGGGGAGAAUAGCGCGUCGUAUUUGAGACAUCGGAUCCCAUGAUGAAGUCCUUCCUAACAGACGCAUACAGUGUGUGCGGAAACCCUCCCGAGGCUCAGGCAGGCUGAGGAAGUAUAAUGUAAUGAAAGUCCCGUCAAGUCGAUCCCGAUUUAGAGGGUGAAACCGGUGAUCGAUGGUCCGCGGCCCUCUUACACUGCCACUGCACAGUGACACGGGACACAAUGAUCGCCGCCCUCGGCGAUCAUCAUGACUCAUCAGGAACUACCACAUCAUAUGGCUGUCGUGAUUUCCCAGCAAGGUUGCGGAAGUCUUCCUCAUCCCCUGGAGCCAGGAUGGCGUGUGUGCGGAGAGAUAUUUCUGCAUCUAUUGCGCAAUAACGAAGCUUCUUGCGUUCAUGAGUAUAUAAUCUAGGAUCUCUGCCGCUCUCUUAUCGGAGCAACCCACCUCAUGUCCACCACCACUACUGCGACUGUCACAGAAAGAACUCAGAGUUCUGCCUCUGCCCCUACUCUGGUUCUCAAGAACCCUCCAGAGACGAAACCUGCCACCGAAGCUUAUCAAUAUGCCCACCUUCUGCCCCACUUCUCUCUGGACCGCUAUCCUCCUCUGACACCAUUCGAGCACUCAGACCCCGGAGCUCGCGCACUGACACACGAGAACCCGCGAUCCUUCUUGAACGAUGCUGCAAGCGUCGUGGAAAUCACUCCGGCACUUGGCACAGAAGUCACGGGUGUCAACCUCGCGCAGCUGGACUCCGAUGGCCGAGACCAGCUGGCCUUGGAAGUUGCCCGUCGCGGGCUAGUCGUGUUCCGCGGCCAGCACGACUUUAUCGACGCCGGGCCCGAUUUCUACAAGGCUUGGGGUUCGCAUUUCGGUCGCCUGCACAUCCACCCGACUUCUGGCCACCCCGCGGGCUACCCGGAAAUUCAUCUCGUCUACCGCGAUGUUAACUCGACGUUCAACUUCGAACGCAGCGACAGCAUCCACUCGACCUCGUGGCACAGCGAUGUCUCGUACGAGCUGCAGCCGCCCGGCCUAACAACGUUUUUCCUGCUCGCGCAGCCCGAGACCGGGGGCGACACGCUCUUCACGUCCCAGGUGUCAACGCUGAAGAAACUGUCACCCCAGUUUGUGGCCUUCCUUCGCACGCUCAAGGCCGUCCACUCCGGCGUAGAGCAGGCCGAGUUCUCACGCUCUGGCAAACGUGGGGGAACAGUCCGACGUGAACCCGUUGAGAAUGUCCACCCCGUCGUUCGCCGGCAUCCAGUGACGGGUGAGGAAGCGCUCUACGUCAACAGGCAGUUCACCCGACGCAUUGUCGGCCUCAAGCGGGAGGAAUCUGACAACAUCCUGCAAUUCUUGUACGACCACAUCGACAAGAGCGCCGACAACCAAGCGCGUCUUAAGUGGCAACCCGGCACAGUGGCCAUCUGGGACAACCGGAUCACCGCGCACACGGCCAUCGUGGACUUUAAAGACUCCAAGGAGCGCCGUCAUGGCGCUCGCAUCACACCCCAGGGCGAACGACCGAUCCCUGCACUCGACGGGCUGCAGCUCGAUGACUGAUCUCUCAAC
Messenger RNA from Mycena citricolor, 2220 nucleotides. The record is from the annotation of a GenBank genome assembly. NCBI's taxonomy places the organism in Eukaryota, Fungi, Basidiomycota, Agaricomycetes, Agaricales, Mycenaceae.